Angiostrongylus costaricensis is the source of this 1935-nucleotide messenger RNA. Lineage: Eukaryota; Metazoa; Nematoda; Chromadorea; Rhabditida; Metastrongylidae. The record is from the annotation of a GenBank genome assembly.
AUGGGAGGGAGAAUUAGCUCAGACACUGUGAUCGCCGAUAAUGGACCGUUGAAGAAGUUUUCAGGGCCAGAAUCGAUCAGCGACAAUGAUCCUUUCUGGAACAAGCUGCUAUCUUUCAAUCUAAAGAUAGAUGAUCACGAUACGGCACAACUGCAUGAUUUCGACGACUCAUUAAACGACUUUUUGAAUUCGUUAAUGUAUAAUACUCAGACCAGUGGCAAUUUUGCGGCCUUUAUACGAGUAUUUGUACGACUCUCAAAGGAACUAAAGACAUCUGAAAAAUUCGAGAAUAUAAUUUUUCUCUGGCAAGCUUCGAAUGCUUUGAUUAUUCUACGUUAUAUAUGCAAGUUUCUGACGCAGCGAAUGACCGAAAGUGAAUUUGUCAGGACAUUCGCGAGUUCGGUUUCGGCUGGCUCUUCUUCUUUUCACUCUUUUUUAUUAAGUGAAAGUACUAUGGCGAUCCACGUUGAAUGUGUUAAAUGUCUCAUCGUCAUGCUUAGCUCGCAGUUAUAUAACGAAACAGUUGUAAACACCUCAGUAGUUUUCUCCUACUUCAUUAUCGGAGCUUGGCGGGCUGCUGUUCUCACAAAGACAUUACUUUAUAAUUAUUUGGUUCAUAACAAUGAAUAUUAUCAGCUGAAGAAAACCAAUGAGGGAAGUAUUGUUCUUCAAAUAGCAGCUUCAUUCUGGUCACUUGUACAAGCAGCGACUAGUGAAGAAGAAGAUCCUGGUACUGUUCAGGAUUAUCCGCUGACACUCGGUAGUUUAAGCAUUCUUCUGUUACUAAACCUUGCUUGUCAUCAUCCAGCCAAGGGCUGUAAUCCCUUUAAGGAAACAUUAGCUCUGUUUCAGAACUCGCAAGAGGUUUCCAGUCUCGGUGCGGAAAAAGUCACUUUUAAACUAGAUUAUAACUCUUUGUAUGAACGGCUUUGUGUCACUGCAUGUCAAGAACCACCUAUGCUUCUACUAUAUUUAUUGCUACAUCGUAAUUCUGGCUUCAGGAACUUUGUAUUGUCAAGGAUAAAUCUUGAGAAUCUCGUCUUGCCCGUGUUGAAAAUUCUGCAUGACGGCGUUGCCUCAUUGUCUUCAAAUUCGCAUCACAUGUAUCUCGCUCUAAUAGUGAUGCUCAUUCUUAGUGAAGACGAUUUCUUCUGCAAAAUUAUUCACGAGACCAUGAUGCAUGAUGUGAAUUGGUUCGAUAGUGACCGUCCUCUGAGAAAAAUAUCCCUCGGUGGUCUUUGUGUUAUGGUUUUCGUGCGUACGGUUCAUAAGAAUGCAAUUCGGAUGAGAGAUCGGUACUUACAUACAAAUUGCUUGGCUGCCCUUGCAAAUAUGUCGUCUUGCUUCAAAAACCUCUCACCUAUCGUUUGUCAGAAAUUAGUGUCUCUUCUGGAAUUGUUGACAAAACGCCAUAUCAAAAUGGUAGAGCAUAUGCGGCAGGGUUCUGAACAGGAGCCACCGGACGGAAAGUCUCCGUGCUAUCACGAUGAUGUUACUGCAUUAGAAGAAGGAAUUCGGACACUCUUGGAGAUCAUCAAUAGCGCACUGUGCGGAAAUCUCCGUAACAAUCCUCACCUCAUAUACACGCUCUUGUAUCAUCGUAGUCUUUUCGAUUCAUAUCAACAUCAUCCUAUGUUUCAGGAUCUACUCAAGAACAUAAUGCUCGUCAUAUCACAUUUUUCUUCGAAAGUAGUGCAUGUGAAGGCUGGUGAUGGUGCUGCUAUGAUGGAAGUGAUUGAAAAAGAGGCAGUGGUUUUACCAACAGAUCGGCUCACUAAAUUUCCUGAGCUGCGAUUUAGGUACGUAGAAGACGAAAAUACUGUGGAUUUCUUUGUGCCCUACGUUUGGAGGUUGACAAUACAGCAUUCGAGAAUAAUAUUUGAUAGUGCAAGAGUGAAGUUAUUUAACGCUCAAAUGUUGACCACAAAUAUCUAG